AUGACGAUGUACGUGCUGAGUCUAGCGUUUUUCAUCGCGUGCGUCUAUUGUCAAAGAAAUAGAGUGGAUCUCAAUUUCGAAGACGGGCGUCUAGAUGCAGGAUGGAGACGUCGCUUAAGCGGUGGCAGGAGUUUGGGGGUUACAGGUCAUGUGGAUAGAGAAGGGAACUGGGGAAUUGGGGCUUCAUUUACGUUCGGUCGUAAAAGGAGAAGUGCUGAGCAGAUGAAGCUCUUCACUCUAAGUUUGGAAGUGGAUAAGUGCAACUUCAAUCUGUAUGAUGUCGACAGAGACGAUUUGAUAACAAAGGAGGAGCUGGUAGCGGUGUUUGGAGACAACAAGAACACUACGGAAUUGUUUGAGGCACUUGAUAUGUUAUCAGGUGAUGGGACGGUUAACAGGGAAGAGUUCCUCUAUGUGAUGCAUAGAACAGUUGAAGGAUGUUGAACUGCUGUUGCUGUAUUCGUCCUUACAGAGUCUUACAUUGGUUGUACAAAUGUUAAGGCACACUUGAAGUAAUAUUGAAACAAAAACGCGAUUUUUUUGACGAUUUUAAAUUUUGAUAUUCGAGAAACCAAAAGAGUACACCGAUUUAAAAUU
Molecule: messenger RNA, 597 nt
Organism: Dreissena polymorpha
Lineage: Eukaryota; Metazoa; Mollusca; Bivalvia; Myida; Dreissenidae
Exons: 3
Coding region: 1-444 (147 amino acids)
Molecular function (GO): calcium ion binding
Source: RefSeq, a predicted model, not a curated record